Messenger RNA from Macroventuria anomochaeta, 2792 nucleotides. RefSeq lists its product as uncharacterized. The transcript has 5 exons. NCBI's taxonomy places the organism in Eukaryota, Fungi, Ascomycota, Dothideomycetes, Pleosporales, Didymellaceae. The record is from RefSeq and is a predicted model, not a curated record. Gene Ontology annotation, molecular function: DNA-binding transcription factor activity, RNA polymerase II-specific; zinc ion binding. Gene Ontology annotation, biological process: regulation of DNA-templated transcription. Bases 289 to 2670 code for a protein of 793 amino acids.
AAACAACAUUGCGCCAACGUCCAAAACGCCUCGUUCGAGCAAGGACUACUACUACAUGCGCCGCGUUGUCGUAUGGCGCGCUACACAUGCAAGAGUUGAUCGUAGUAUCCGGGAAGCUCGUUGACACCCCCCGCUCCACCAGUGCACUCAGCUUGAGGCUCCAGCUCAGUGCAUGGCAAUCUUCCAGCUGCCAUAAAACACCUCGUACCCAGAACCCUGGGACAUCAUCGCCACUUGAUCUGCACUUGCCCGUUACAGAUUGACCCACCGCUUCCCAAUUCGCGCAAAAUGCCUCGCCCAAAGAAGCCCGGUGUCGAACCGAAGAAGAGAUCGCGCAACGGCUGCUGGCCCUGUAAAGCGCGCAAAGUCAAAUGUGGAGAGGAAAAGCCGAACUGUUUGAACUGUGAACGUCAAGGCGAGCCAUGCGAUUACAACAUCAGACUCAACUGGGGUGGACGCAUGAAGCGUGAGCCAGCAAACACGGGUUCAGGAGCAUCGAGCACGGGAUCUGGCAAUCCUUACACGUCGACUUUCUCAUUUGGGGAUGAUGCAUCGUCCUGGUAUCCGCCAACCCCAGAGGCAUCAGUGCUGCCAAAUACCGCAAAUCGGCAUGCUCGUUCAUUGUCAAGGAAUUCUCCUCCUCGAUCAAGGCCCACUGCCGUCGAUCCUGAGUUAGUCAGACUAAGUCAGUCGGGAUCACAUCAAUUUGGAAGUAGUCCCGGUCAUCAGCAAGGUCACUUCACCCAGAAUGUAACUGGACUGCCCGCAUCGGCACCUUUCCACCAGACACAAUUCCAGACACAAAUCGAGUUCCCAUCAUCGGCCGGCCCUGCCUUUGAGAGCUUCGCAUACAGCAAUGUCGGGUUCACUUCUGUUAGUGUGGAAGCACCUCUUUCUCCACCAUCGAUGCCUCCGCCGAGUGGGUCAGCAGACUCGAUGUACAAGCGCCACAAAUCGAAUCAUUCGGCAGACUCACCUGCGACGACCCUCUCUGAUGCAUACUCUCCAAACACAGGUCCGCCUACACCCUACAAUCCCGUUGCUACGAUGCCGUUGACCCCGAACUCUUCAGUAGGCUCGGAAGAUCCAAGCGUGCGUUCUUCAGCGAAUCAUCAAAGUCCAACACAUCCUCCUCCAGACAUAUUCCGAUUAUCAGUGCAGUCUCUGGUCAACAACACACAUGACAGCAGAUUGCAAGAGUACGACUCCGAAGGCGAACCUAGACAAAGAUAUCCAGUCAUGGACUCUGUCUCCACGACAUACGGAUACGACAUGGGCCUACCAGACUUCGACACACCCAGAAAUAAAGAUCACUCUGCGAUAGCUAUCUUCAGCCCGGAGAUCGGCACUGUGGAACUCAACGACGAUUUUCCUUUUGCAGAUGCAGAACCUCGCACGAGAGACAUGGCUUUCGGUAAAGGUGGCUACUAUGUCAAACCAGUCCAGAUACGAAUACCAAAGUCACUGGAGCCACUACCUCCAAUACUCAUGGAGAACAAGAUGAACCUUCUCUACUUCCACCACUUCAUCAACCACACAGCACGCAUCCUCGUGCCCCACGAUUGCGAAAAGAACCCCUUUCGCCAGAUUCUACCAGAGAUGGCUGUACGCGACGAAAACAUCAUGAACCUCUUGCUAGCCUAUAGCGCUUCACAUCGUGCCCGCAUGCUCAACCAGCCGGAGCCUUCCAACCGGAUCGCUGUCUGGGUCCAAGACGUCUUCCCUAAACUGCGCCAAUCGCUCACAGAAAACCCCAACCACAUCUCAAACAACACCCUAGCCGCCGUAAUCAUGAUGGCAAGCCUCGAAAUCAUCGCCUCCAACACCUUCGAGGUCCCCAUCUCCUGGCAAAGCCACCUCCAAAUGGCACGCCAAUUGGUCAUGGCGCGCGGCGGUCCGCAAGGCGUAAACCGACAAGACCGCGUCGCCUACUUCCUGUCGCGCUGGUUCGCAUACCUCGAUGUCCUGGGCUCGCUCAGCGGCAACAAAACAGACACGCCGCUGGGCUCGUUCUACUGGUCUUCUGAAAACGCGUCCGCAGACGAGGCAUUCGAGAUCGAUUGCCUGAUGGGCUUUACAAAUCGCUGCGUCGGCAGUCUGGCCAGGAUCUCGGAACUCGCAAAACUGUGCGAACCGCUGCGCAUCGAUGAGGAUGGCAAUAUUAAAGAGGACUGGCACCCGAGCCCGGAGAUUUAUGCACAGGCAAUGCAUAUUCGGCAUGAGCUUGAAGAAGGCCUGUCGGAUCAGUAUAUCCACAAUGGAUGUAAUCACCGCAGCGAUUCUACUGCUGAGUCAGACGGCGCGUGGGAUGCGACCGAGAUCUAUGCUACGAACGAGAUGUUCCACUGGGGUGGGCUUGUGCAUCUUUACCGCCGUGUGCUGGGCAAGCCGGCUACGGACCCGGAAGUGCAGAAUGCGAUCUGCAAGAUUGUGGAGUUGUUGUAUAAGGUGGGAAGAGGGAGUUCGGCGGAGGCGUGUUUGCUGUUUCCAAUGUUUGUGGCUGGGUGUGAUGCCCAGGAUGAAGGGCAGAGGGAGAAGAUUAUGGAUCGGUUGAGGGGCGUGGAGGGGUUUGGGAUGACGCAAAUUGACAGAGCGAGAUGCCUCAUGCAACAGGUCUGGGAGACUGGAAAGCCAUGGGAGUCACUUGUCAGUGGCGAGUUCUUUGGCUAAUCGUCACGACUCUUCGUGACUAGAGCAAAAAGUGCAGCUUGAUGUUAUGCGCUUUGUGUGAUGUUUCAAGAUGAUCGACGAUUUUCUUCAUAUGCAUCACUUCCGUAAAGGUCGAAUACCCC